This is a messenger RNA of Amaranthus tricolor (Joseph's coat), 1545 nucleotides long. RefSeq lists its product as uncharacterized. The transcript has 4 exons. The coding region runs from base 219 to 1130 and encodes 303 amino acids. The record is from RefSeq and is a predicted model, not a curated record. NCBI's taxonomy places the organism in Eukaryota, Viridiplantae, Streptophyta, Magnoliopsida, Caryophyllales, Amaranthaceae.
CCUAUAAAUACUCAUCAAUUUCAAUCAUUUUCAUUCACAACUCAUCUCUUCUCCUACUCUCUCUACUUACUCUCUCUACUUAAUUCUUUAAUUACGCAAUUAUUCUCUUAAUUACAUAAUUAGUCUUCUAAUUAUUUCUUAAUUUAGUUAGUUACAUAAUUAAUCAUUUAUUUAUUUCUUAAUUCUAUAUUUCUAUUUUUACUUCUAUACUAUCAAUCAUGUCUUCAUUUUUGAAAAAAGCCACAAAAAAAGUUACUAAAGUGGCAAAAUCAUUAGGAGGUUCCAGUUCCUCCAAAACAAAGGCCACUUCUACUCCGUCGGUAUCAACAACACCCUCCAUUAGUAAUUAUAAUUAUGAACCUAAUUAUCCGGAAGGGUACGACCCGGAGUUACAUCAAUAUGCAGAAGAAGUGGAAAAAGAUAUACAAAUUGAAGAAGAAGAAGAACAAGAAGAAGAACCAACGACCCCAAUUGGGGUACAUAUAUCUCGACAGUCAUCAACAAGAUCAGAUGAAGAACAAGGAGAACAACAACAACAAAGACAAGCUCGUGGUAAACGAGUCAAUUUCCAAACUAUCGAUGAAGAUGAACCAGUAAGACAACCUUUUCCGGCAAUGCCACCUCCUAGUGGUAGAGCUGUUUCACAUGUGUGGUCGUAUUUCACAAAAGAACCAACCGAGAAUCCAGAUAUGUUCCUAUGCACUUGUCAAAUUUGUGAAAGUCAAGGAGUAAAGCCCUUAGUUUCAUACAAUUUCGCCAGAGGUGGUGGAACGGGAUCUUUUAACAAACAUUUGGCAAAGAAGCAUGGAAUCACAAAAGAAACUCAUGCAUCAAGCGGCAGCGGGACCACAAGUGGAAGCCGACAGACACAAUGGGACAUUCCCAACACAGGUAGAAGAGUUCUGGAUGAAAAGCGAUCUCGUCUUGCUCCACAUAGUAUUCAAAUAUGUGUUUGCAAGAAAGAUUGGGACCAAGCGGAGAUACGAACACAAGGACUAAGGAACGAUGAUGAUCAAGACGACGAUGAUGAUCCAUGGAUGAUGAUGGAUACAACUUCAUCAUCGUCAGGAGGAGAAUCAGCGGAAGCAUCUAAUCAAUAUCAACCACAUGAUGAUGACGAAGAUGAAUAGGAUCAAUCCGACAAGCGACAACGAUGAAUCAACACUCAACAACUAUAAAUAAAAGGUAUGACAAAGAACUACGUGGGCUUUGAUUCCUUCGGGAUACGUAGGCAGCUUAGUAUUCAUUUGGGUACUAGGUUCAAGUCCAUUUUCUCCCUCUUUUUUUAUUAAUCAUCUUUAUCGACAUUAUCAUUGAUUCGUUUCUUAUUAAUUAAUUUUUUUCCAUUCAUUUUAGUAAAUAUUUCAAUAACGAUGACAACUUGACAUGCAAUGAAUUUCGCUAAUAAUCAAGUAAUCAUCAAAGGUACGUCCGCGAUAUUAUAGUAUUUUUUUAUUAUACAAAAAUUUAAAGAAAAAAUUAAAAUGGAACCGAUGGUCCGACCCGCCCGUCCCGUGAGUUGGAACCGCCGGAACCGCCUCAUGA